Molecule: messenger RNA, 1038 nt
Organism: Setaria italica (foxtail millet)
Lineage: Eukaryota; Viridiplantae; Streptophyta; Magnoliopsida; Poales; Poaceae
Product: ubiquitin-conjugating enzyme E2 36
Exons: 8
Coding region: 98-772 (224 amino acids)
Biological process (GO): protein K63-linked ubiquitination; DNA damage tolerance
Cellular component (GO): nucleus
Molecular function (GO): ubiquitin conjugating enzyme activity
Source: RefSeq, a predicted model, not a curated record
GCCCCCUGCUCCUUUCCGAAUUAGAAGUAUUUUGAUUUUUAUUCAUCUAUAUUAAUGAAUUGUAGUCCAUGGAUCCAAGUAGGAUAGGGAACCAAACAUGUGGCCUAACACAAGUUUCGCAACGACGUCGAAAGCGCAGAAAUACUGGCACUACGGCGGCGCUGAAACGGAAGACCUUAUAAAGGCGUCCGUCCGUCCGUUGGUGUGUCGCUGCCCUUUCGCCCUCUCCUUUGACCCCUCGUCUCGUCCUCCUCUCCAAGCCCCCCCGCCCCCCCGCCCCCGCGGGCGUAAUCCAGCUCGGCUCGGCGCCAUGGCCAACAGCAACCUCCCGCGCCGAAUCAUCAAGGAGACGCAGCGGCUCCUCAGCGAACCAGCGCCAGGGAUUAGUGCCUCGCCGUCGGAGGAGAACAUGCGGUACUUCAAUGUCAUGAUCCUUGGCCCCGCGCAGUCACCCUAUGAAGGUGGAGUUUUCAAGCUUGAACUAUUCUUGCCUGAGGAGUAUCCAAUGGCUGCUCCAAAAGUUAGAUUUCUCACCAAAAUUUACCAUCCCAAUAUUGAUAAGCUUGGUAGGAUAUGCCUUGACAUUCUUAAGGACAAAUGGAGUCCAGCUCUUCAGAUACGUACUGUUCUGUUGAGUAUCCAGGCACUGCUGAGCGCACCAAAUCCAGAUGAUCCUCUCUCAGACAACAUUGCAAAACACUGGAAAAGCAAUGAAGCUGAAGCUGUCGAAACAGCGAAAGAGUGGACUCGCCUGUAUGCAAGUGGGGCAUGACAACCAAGUGUGUUGUUAUCUUUGUAAUAACAGUGUCAUAGUUUGAUCCCGAUUGAAUAUCACUUGCUUGAGCGAGCAAAUUGCGAUAUUUUGCAACGGGGAAAAAUGUUCGAACAAAACAACAGUUCGAAUUAUGCUUUGUACUUGUGGCUCUAGCUCCCUUCACUGCAGUAAGCAUCAGAGCAGGUGUUGUUUGGUCUGUUUCUACUUGCUCUUUAGUGGCUCGUGCUCCCGUUACAGUCCGAUCUAUUUUGACUUGUUCACCA